CUGGGCCUCAGGUAGAUGCUGCAGGGGAUCCAAAAGGACAAGGCGAUAGUUGCUCGCUCGACUGUGUGCGUUUCUGUUCGGAGCGGAGAGCGCCUAGUGGAGAACAAGCCUCGGUUCUCUGGCGGCCUCUGCUUGCUUCGUCGAGCAAGUCGUUCAUCCUAGCUGGCCUUGAGGUUGCAACUGUGUAUGCGAUCUUUGAUCUUUGAUCACGCUUGGAUUCCUUUUCGUUCUUGACAGAUCUUGUUCCGGGUUCAAGAAGUGGUGGGAGAUAGCUGUACAGGAGGAGGAGGCGGCGGCGGCGGCAUUUCAGUGGAGCAAGAGUAAUCAGGAUUGCAACAUCGUAGAACCUCAAUUGUGAUCAAUUUGGUCUGAGAAGAUUUCCUGCAAAGAAAUAGUAAAGAUUGUGGAUGCAAGUGCAUCAAUAUGACAAAGAAAGACAAAAUUAGGAAGUCCAAGCAUCUUCUGGAAAGCAAAAAGAAUGUUGAUGAAAAUGUGGAGAACAUUUUGCGGAUGAUAGGAGAGGAGAACGAGCAGACUGAAAAUGAACAAGACGAUUCUGGAAAUCCUGUCAAGAAAUCAAAGCUGUCUUCCCUCGUGAAGGGCUUCCAUGAGGACUAUCAAUAUCUUCAUAAGCACUACAAACACCUAAUUAGCAAACUAGAAAAUGUUGGGCACAGUUCCUCUGGUUCAGAUUCAUCUGACUCAGACAUGGAAGGAGACAGAUCAGACAGAGAUGUCAUUAAACCAAAAGUAGCACCGAAUGAAGAAAACGGCCUGAACCAUAAGAGUGCUGAAGAUCAUAGCAUGGAAGGAGAGAUUGAGAAGCUGAAACAAACUACAGAAGAACAAGCCAAGGAAAUAUCCGAUCUGAAGCAGCUACUAGAUAAAGCAAUUAAGGACAAAGAAGCUACAAGAGUAGAGCUAAGUUCAGAGGUUGCAAACUUGUCAUCUGAGAAUGAAAAUCUGAAAUCAUUAGUUGAAAUUACAAAGAGGGAGCAAGGAGAAUUGCUUAACACUGUAAAAUCGAAGGAGAGUGAGGUCACAACACUGUCCAGCGAGAAGCAAAUUAUUGAAAAAGAGAGAGAUAACCUGAAGAUAUUAAUUGUAGGCAUGGAGAAGGAGAUGGAAGAUCUGAGGAAUCAGCUGAAAGAUACGGAGGACAGAUGCAGCCUCCUGUCAUCAGAAGUUGAGAAGGCCCAACAGAUUGAGAAAGAAAUGCAGACCUUGUUGGAAGAAAACCAGAAGCUGAAGAAUGAUAGCUUGAUUCUGUUGGAUGAGCAUGAUAACCUGAAAGCACUUCAUCAGAAUUUAGAUAUUGAGUGCUCUCAAUUGAAGGCAGCCAAUGCAGAAAUAAGUGCUAAAAAUGAAUCCUUGAUCACAGAAAAUCAUUCAGCUGAAAGGAAACUCCAGCAACUGGGGUUGGAGAUAGAUGGCUUGAAAGUGGAGGCUGCAGAGCUAAUGAACAAUCUGGGCAAGGAACGUAGUAUUGCAGCAGAAGAAAAAGAAAGACUAGUAUCAGAAAACUCCAUGUACUUGAAUGAAUUAGAGAAGGCACAGUCUAGUGUUAAGGAUCUAGAAAAGGAACUGGAAUCAACAAAAAGUGUUCUGAAUAAUAAUAUUGCCGAGCUACAGAAGGAGAAGAAUUCAGCCACAUCAGAGAUAGAGCAGCUAGAGGCUUCUUUGAUGAAUCUUAAGACUGAGAUAGCACAGCAACUUGAGAGGAUUUCAGAUAUGCAGAAGAGUAAUGAAAGCCUGGACCUGGCAAAUUCUAACUUGCAUAAUGAAAUUGUAGAAUUACAAGGACAAAAAAAUGAAGCUGCUGCUUCUGUUAUUAACCUUGAGAGCAUGUUAGAACAGCAAGUCCAAGAGAUCUCAAAUCUUCAGGAGGCCAACAAAGACCUCAAAGCAGCAAUGACUGAUCUGUAUAAUGAGGUUACAACACUUCAAGAGGAGAAAAAUACAACACUCGCUCAGCUGCAACAAUCAGAGGCUAACAUCAUGAACCUUCAAAGUGACCUAGAAGAACAGCAAAACCAAAUUCUACUUUUCCACAGUGAAAAUGAAGAGUUGCAGAAUAAAAAUUCUAGCUUGCACAAGCAACUAGAAGAGAAUAGGAAUACUCUGCAAGAUGAGAUCGUUGCGCUACAAGGAGAGAAGGAAGAGGCUAUUAUUAGCCUACAACAAUCAAAUGAUUCAGUCAAGACCCUAGGAGCUCAGUUAAAGCAGCGAGUGGAAGAAAUUUCUGUUCUGCAGCUUGCUAAUGAGGACCUACAAAAUAGUAACUCCAACCUGAAGAUACAAUUGGAAGACGCGAAGGUUAGUCACCAUGCUGAAAUUUUAGCAUUACAAGAUGAAAAGAACCAAAUAAUUUCAGACCUGCAACAGUCCGAGGCUUCUAUCAAGAGUCUUAGAAUUGAAUUAGAGCAAGGAAAAGAGCAAAUCUCAGUCAUGAAUCUAGCUAAUGAAGAUUUGAAGAACAAUAUCGCUAUAUUGGACAAGCAACUGGAGGAGGUCAAGAGAAAUUUGCAUGCUGAAAUUGCACAACUCCAUGCAGAGAAGGACACAGCUCUAUCAGAGUUACUGAUAUCUCAGGAUUCCGUCAGAAACUUGGAGGGUGUGCUAGAAAAGCAAAAUGAGAAGAUUUCAACUCUGGAUCAAGCUAAUGAUCAGUUACAGAAGAACAUAUCUACCUUGACUGAGCAAUCAGAACAAACCAAGGCUGAGUUGCAGAAGGAGGUUGAGGCAACACAAGAAGAGAAGGAUACAGCACUAACACAACUAAAGCAGUCAGAGACAUCAGUACAAAAUCUUGAGAAUGAGGUGACACGACUGAAAGAGGAACUUUCAGUUCAGCUGGAAAACAAUUCCACCUUGGACAAGCAGUUGGAAGAAGUCAGGAGCAGUAUGUAUGCUGAAAUUGCACAACUACGUGCAGAGAAGGAUGCAUCUCUAUUGGAGUUACAGACGUCUCAGGCUUCUGUCAGGAACCUUGAGAUUGCACUUCAAACUCAAAAUGAGAGCAUUUCAACUCUACAACAAGCUAAUGAUGAGUUGCAGAAGAACAUUUGUACUUUGUCUGAGCAAAUAGAACAAGCCAAGGCUGAGCUGCAGCAGGAGGUCAAGGCUGCACAAGAAGAGAAGGAUGCAGUGCUAACACAGCUGAAGCAAUCAGAGGAUUCAGUACAAAAUCUUGCGGAAGAGGUGGCACGACUGAAAGAUGAGCUUUCAGUUCAGCUGGAAAACAAUUCCACCUUGGACCAGCAGUUGGAAGAAGUCAGGAAUAAUAUGCAUGCUGAAAUUUCAGAACUACAUGCAGAGAAGGAUGCAUCUCUAUUGGAGCUACAGACGUCUCAGGCUUCUGUCAGGUACCUUGAGAUUGCACUUCAAACUCAAAAUGAGAACAUUUCAACUCUACAGCAAGCUAAUGAUGAGUUGCAAAAGAACAUGUGUACUUUGUCCAAGCAAAUAGAACAAACCAAGGCUGAGCUGCAGCGGGAGGUCAAGGCUACACAAGAAGAGAAGGAUGCAGUGCUAACCCAGCUGAAGCAAUCAGAGGAUUCAGUACAAAAUCUUGCGAAUGAGGUGGCACAGCUGAAAGAUGAACUUUCAGUUCAGCUGGAAAACAAUUCCACCUUGGGCAAACAGUUGGAAGAGGCAAUACUAAAUGUUUCUAACCUACAUGCGGAUCUCGAGAAGGUUCAGGCUGAAGCAGCUUGUCAAAUUGAUGACAUGAGUACAAAAACAAAAGAUCUGGAGAAGACAAUCAAUCUAUUGUCUUCUGAAAAGGCCAAGUUGGAGGAGAAUCUGAAAAUUAUGGUUGAAGCAUGCACAGUAAACAUGUCAUUUAUGAUAGAAUUCAAAGAUAGAGUUAUGCAAAAAAUUUCAGAUCAUGAGGCAGGACUUGCCGUUCUCCACCAGAGCCUGAGAGGGGCUGUUAGCAGGUGUCAGAGGCUUCAGUAUGCAUAUGAUGAGGUGUCCUCAAGGGUGUCCCAGCUCGAGAUACUUAAGAGGACUCAGAUUGAGAAGAUAGAUCAGCUAGAGGAGAAACAUUCAGAAACUUUGGACAAACAUCGACUUCUGGAAGAGGAAAAGUUAUCUGCAAAUAAGGAGAACACAAAGCUACAAAAGCAUGUCCAAGACCUUGAAGUUCAGCUCCAGCUAGCCAAGCAGAAGCUUAAAGUUACCGAGGCAGAAAAUAAGUGUAAAGAAGACAGCUAUGCAGCGGCGGUGGAGACAUCACAGGCAGAGAUCCAUCAUCUUGAACAACUAGUACAACAGUUUUCUGGGAAGGUCAGCUUGCUGGAAGAAACUCUCAUGCAAGUAAAAGGAAAUGCCGAGUCAGGGGUUUCCAAAUUGGCUGACAAAUUGGACGAGAUAGAAUCACUCUUCAGUCAGAGUUUUGUGCUCAUUAUUGACCGUUCAUCUGCAUGUGGAGAGGAGCUUAAGGUCCUGAGGAAGAAGAUGCACGAUCAUGUUAAUGAACAGAAAGAACUUGUCAAGGAGAAUGAUGAGAUGGCUUCUAAGCUGAGAGAGAAAGAAAAGUUGGUGUCGGAAAUGGCGAAGAAUGCAGCAGAAGCAGAAGCGAAGAUGAUCCAGCUCGAGAAGACGAUGACAGAGAAAGAAGAAGAGCUAGCAGCAAGAGUGCAGGAGAAGAGAGAAGCCAUUAAGCAGCUCAGUGAUACGAUUGUUUACCACAAGAACUACAGCGACGAUCUGGUGCGCUACAUCCGCAGUCACAAUCGCCCUCGCCUCCCAUUCUGUAUGUAAAUCUGAAUGUCAGUAAACGAUGUAUUAGGUUCCAUUGCAGCUGCGAAUUUUGGCAGAAAGGAUAACAUUGUCAUUUUUCUUAUGUAUCAUAUAUUUAGGGCUGAGAUACUUUCUGGAAGUAGCCACACUGAGUGGCUUCUGCAUUCUAUUAGCAGAGAGGACUGCUGCAGUAAUUAUUUUUAUUCAUCCCACCUUAUCUUGUUACUGGA
This is a messenger RNA of Panicum virgatum (switchgrass), 4976 nucleotides long. RefSeq names its product myosin-9-like. The record is from RefSeq and is a predicted model, not a curated record. Gene Ontology annotation, molecular function: actin binding. Lineage: Eukaryota; Viridiplantae; Streptophyta; Magnoliopsida; Poales; Poaceae. The coding region runs from base 424 to 4767 and encodes 1447 amino acids. The transcript has 4 exons.